Molecule: messenger RNA, 750 nt
Organism: Botrytis deweyae
Lineage: Eukaryota; Fungi; Ascomycota; Leotiomycetes; Helotiales; Sclerotiniaceae
Exons: 2
Coding region: 1-750 (249 amino acids)
Source: RefSeq, a predicted model, not a curated record
AUGGAAACACAAAUUUGGUGGUAUAAUCUACCAGGGCACCCUUUCGUUAUCACCACAGUUAAUAGUAACAAUGAGUGCACAUGCCUAUUUGCUUUCCAGAAGAAUAAGGAAAUCGCAACAUUUAAACCACACGAUCUAUACAAGAGGAAGGGAAAAUAUUUAGGGUCAUAUGAAAAUGAUAGCGCAGAUUUAUGGGUCACAGCUGUAGUAAUGAUGAAGCAAAGACCAUUUAUAGUGAACAAACCUCCAUUGGACAAGGCUCUAUAUUUCAUAGCCGCUAUCGAAAGUGCCGAAGACAUGAAGUUUCGCGGGAGAGAUUGGCAAAAAGAAAUCAAAGAUGCUUAUUCCGCUAGCUCCUCAUCUUCAGAGAACUUAAGCACAUCAAAUAGCACACACAAGAGGGGAAAACAGGAGCCUAACGACGGAAAGAAAGCGGGUAAUGAUAAACCAAUCACUGCCAAAACUGUGGAAAGGAUCCUAUCCUCUAUUAGCUCCGAUGGAGGUCGAAAAAGCAAUGUAAAAACGGAAAAAAAGGAAACAUAUAAAGAAAGUAAGAGAGAUGCUCAUGAUAGAGAGAAGAAGAACCUACCGAGUAACGACAACAGAAUGGUGAAAUAUACGACAACCUUUAAUGAUAACAUCAAAAGAGAGCAAAGGAGGCACAUGACGCAGCCCAGGGCGAAUGCUAGGAAAUAUCUCAGGGAGGAAAGUCCGAUGAGGCAAACAAAUAAUGAUAGAAGGAGACAAUAG